AUGGCGGCUCGUCGUCGAGUUCGAAGCCCUGAAGAUUUGAACGAAAACAACAAUGACGGGGGUUGCACAUUUGAACAAUUUAAUCGAACGCAUCCUCCCACCUUUGAUGGAAGAGGUGAAACAAACGCAGUGGAAGAUUGGAUUCAAGACAUUGAAGAAAUAUUCAGUAUUUUGGAGUGUACCGAUCAGCCGAAAGUUCGAUUUGCAGCUUUUGAACUAAUUGGAGAAGCGAAGAGAUGGUUGAAUUCUGAAAAAGUAAUCAGGGAAGCUGAGGGGACUGGAGUGAUUGUUUGGGCUCAAUUCAAGCAUAAUUUCUUUGAUCGUUUCUUCCCUAAAGCAGAUACGGAAGCUAGAGCUAGAGAGUUCACCAACUUGGUGUAA
Molecule: messenger RNA, 381 nt
Organism: Juglans regia (Persian walnut)
Lineage: Eukaryota; Viridiplantae; Streptophyta; Magnoliopsida; Fagales; Juglandaceae
Exons: 1
Coding region: 1-381 (126 amino acids)
Source: RefSeq, a predicted model, not a curated record